UAUAUAUAUAUAUAUAGCUUUUAUCAGAGAAAUCACUAAUUUUUCGUUAGUAAUUGUAUGAAUCAUCCUGCAAGCUAAUCAUCUUUCUGGUCAUUUUGUUGACAGCAGUGGAAUAGGAGUAGAAUCUACUCAGUAGCACUCAGUAGAUAAUCAUUAUUUGCCAUCUUUGACGUUCGAACUGUCAUCGUGGUAUUCAUUCUUCUGUAUUUUCAACGUACUCGAAUUCAGUAAUCCUAAAUUCAAUUAAUACAAAAAAAAAAAAUUACGACCGUGACUUACUACGAAUGGUUAACUUUAUGUGUUAACCAGUGAACGAAUAACCUCUAACAACGAGGUUAUUAUUUGACACAGAAAAUAAUAUUCCAAUACUUUCAACCCCAUUGAAUUAAAACAUAAGUCACCAUGGAUAUUGGGUUCUCAUCGUACCACAAUGGUGGCCCUGCAAGGGAACAAGAUUUUGGUAGACUGUCUCAAACGAUUGGUACAUCAAUUUUGAAGAUAUCUCAAAAUGUGUCUUCCAUGCAAAAGAUGGUUAAUCAAUUGGGCAGCUCUACAGACUCCCAAGAACUUCGAAACCAACUGCAUCAGAUACAGCAUUAUACACAACAGUUGGCAAAAGAUACUAGCGUACUUCUUCGAGACUUAGCUAUAUUAGCUAAUAAUUCAGGCUCUACAAGUCCUGGGGAACAAAGACAACGUAAAAUGCAAAGAGAACGACUUCAAGAUGAAUUUACCAGUGCAUUAAAUUCUUUUCAAGCGGUACAAAGACUUGCAGCUUCCAAGGAAAAGGAAAUGGUUAGGAAAGCUAAAGCAAAUGCAGGUAUUGCUCCAUUUGGUGAGAAGAAGCAAGAGACAUUGAUAGAAUUACAAGAUAGUAGAACUCAGAAACAAACACAACAACAACAAUUAAAGGAGGAACAAAAUUUACGAAUGUUAGAAGAACAAGAAGCAAGCAUAAGACAGUUAGAGAGCAAUAUUAGUGAUAUUAAUCAAAUCUUUAAAGAUCUUGGUGCUUUAGUAUAUGAUCAAGGAGAAGUAAUUGAUUCUAUAGAAGCCUCUGUAGAAAGAACAGAAGUAUCUGUGAAUGAGGCUACUUCGCAUGUAAGGCAAGCGAGUAUGUAUCAGAAUAAACUGCGCAAGAAAAAAUGUGUACUCGUAGUUAUUGGAGUGGUCGUAUUGUCUAUAUUAAUCGGGAUCAUAACUUGGCAGAGUUCAUAAAACAUUUUACAUUCUGAACGAUACUCUUGCAUGAGUAACAAGAUGUAGCUGCAUUCUAAUUGCAAAGUAUAAUACUUGGUUGAUAUUUUUUUUUUUAAGAAGCUCCUUAUACAAUUAUGAUCGCUUUACGAGUACAUGGAAGGCAUAGUACUAUCAAGGGAAAUGAACACAAAGAGAAAACUUGCAUCGUUGAUGGUUAUUAACAACGCUCUUGUAAUUGUGAUAAUAAAUGGUGCAAGAUCUAUUUUACAAAAUAAAAUGUGCAAUGGCAAGUCUCCGACUGCCCAGUCCAUUUGUACGUUUCAUUACUCAUUGCAUAAUACUAAUGCAUAAAUAUUCAUAUAAAAAAGGUAUAUAAAUAUAUAUGUAUACUUACAUAGGUCUAUCGAUGGUAUAGUCGUGAUUAAUAUUCCAUAUAAUUUUAUUAAGUAUACUCGGAAAGUAUGGUGAUUCAUUUUAAACGAUGUCAGAGUGCGCUUUCAAUUUUGAAUCUUGUUUGAGUUGUGUGAAUCAGAGCGGAAUGGAUGUGCCGGUAUAAUCAUUAUAGAAGUGUGUAAGCAUGUUUCGAACGCCCUAAACGAAUAUUAAUAAGGAUACAUGGAACCGCAGAGAAUAUGAAUAGAAAAUUGAUGUAAGUUAAUGUAUUAUAUUUAAGAAUGUUGAUUUAUUUUAAUUAAAAUGUAAUAAAUCCAUGUAAAGCAAAUUACAUUACAUCAGAUUUGAAUUAAAA
Messenger RNA from Osmia bicornis bicornis, 1948 nucleotides. RefSeq names its product syntaxin-12 (gene Syx7). The record is from RefSeq and is a predicted model, not a curated record. Gene Ontology annotation, molecular function: SNAP receptor activity; SNARE binding. Gene Ontology annotation, biological process: vesicle fusion; vesicle-mediated transport; intracellular protein transport. Lineage: Eukaryota; Metazoa; Arthropoda; Insecta; Hymenoptera; Megachilidae. The transcript is spliced from 5 exons. Gene Ontology annotation, cellular component: SNARE complex; endomembrane system; membrane. Bases 403 to 1218 code for a protein of 271 amino acids.